AUGAAUACAAAAUUUCUUUUGCUUUAUCCCGCAAACACCAGACAACUACAUGAGAAGCGCUUUCAGAUGCGUGAUGUACCUGACAUGCAAUGGUUCGAUUCGGUUGCGUCAAAGAGGGAUGCUGGCUACUGGAAUGACUGCGAGUUCAGCCCAAUGAGUUGUCUGUUGAGAAGGCGGCGAUCCGCGGAAGUAAUUUCAUUAUAA
This is a messenger RNA of Cylicostephanus goldi, 204 nucleotides long. The record is from the annotation of a GenBank genome assembly. NCBI's taxonomy places the organism in Eukaryota, Metazoa, Nematoda, Chromadorea, Rhabditida, Strongylidae.